This is a messenger RNA of Heterobilharzia americana, 213 nucleotides long. Lineage: Eukaryota; Metazoa; Platyhelminthes; Trematoda; Strigeidida; Schistosomatidae. The record is from the annotation of a GenBank genome assembly.
AUGCCAUCUAGUCUUCUUUGGUUUUCUUUAGUUAUCAUUCUAAAAUCAGUUUUCUAUUUAAGAAAUCUUCCUGGAAAAAUUAAUGAUUAUAAUGGUGAUACUGGUCAUGGAAUAAAUGGUAAUCACUUUGGAGGAAAAGUUCAAAUUGCAGCAUAUCCUUGUGAAAUGAAUUCGCAUCUGUUAGUCUAUGCGACUGAGGAUGAAAUGCUGUGA